Molecule: messenger RNA, 2466 nt
Organism: Beauveria bassiana ARSEF 2860
Lineage: Eukaryota; Fungi; Ascomycota; Sordariomycetes; Hypocreales; Cordycipitaceae
Product: transcriptional activator xlnR
Exons: 5
Coding region: 1-2466 (821 amino acids)
Biological process (GO): regulation of DNA-templated transcription; DNA-templated transcription
Molecular function (GO): DNA-binding transcription factor activity, RNA polymerase II-specific; DNA binding; zinc ion binding
Source: RefSeq, a predicted model, not a curated record
AUGGCCAAUGACAGCGGUCUUGAUCUCGAUGCCGAUAGCCAGUCGCCCGUAGAUGCCUCCCCCUCUGCGCCGCAAGAGCAUGCUCGCCCGCGCAAACGCACCCGUCGAGCUUGCGACAAGUGCAGCACCUCCCGCACCCGUUGUAAUGGCGAGUACCCCUGUCGACGUUGUGAAGAUUACGGAUAUACCUGCCUUUAUAAUCGACAAGUCAAGAAGCGUGGCCGCCUGCCUGCUUCUGCCAAUGCCAACCCGGUCGCCAAUACCGAUACCGAACCGCCCACCCAAGAAACGCAAGCUCUAGGCCAAUCGUCGCCAUCGAUUGUCUCUCCACCCCAUGCCACGGCCAAUCCGGCCCCAUCGUAUAAACCGACUUCAAGACCGGCUUCGGAGCACACUGCCUCUCCGCUGCCAAGCGCGCGGCCGUACGAACUACCCCAGCCCAUCAGCGACGCCCGCUCCCAGCAGCGCAUAUCCGCUGCCCUCAACGUCUCAUCCCUCGUGCACCAAAUACCGCCGACGCAUCGAUACUCUCACGGCACGGCAGACAGUCCUUUUAAGAAGCCUCGGCUUCAACUAGGGUCUGCUUCUGGUGCCGACGGCCUACCAGACCCCGAGGCGCUCGUGUCUGAUGAGAGCGCCGGCUACCCAUCACCCGCCAACGGCGCAUCGCACAACGAUCAUAGCGCCGGAUACCAGAUAUAUCCACCGAGACCUUCCACGAGCAGCCAUACGCCACAUAGAGCAUCUUUUGGUGGUACUAGUGUUGCCGAGUCAAGCAGCUACGACUACGGAACAAAAGCUCCUACUGAGGACUGCACCUACAAGUUCUUACACCCUGUCCUCCGAUAUAUUCGCAACAUAAUACCAGCUUCUGUCGCAUGCGACCUGCUCGAGAUCUUCUUAACCGACCCUGGCAGCUCAUUAUUCCGUGGGGCUUCCCCCUAUAUCCUCACCCGAAUAUUUCGCAAAAAGUCAAUCUUACACCCGACACAGCCUCGGCCGACCACUCCGGCAUUGCUCGCUACGAUAUUAUGGUGUGUUGCCCAGACGGCAGACGUCAUGCUCCUGCACGUGCCUGGAACCAGAGCAAAAAUUGUCAACGAAUUAUACGAGCUAGCUACCUCAUUAGUAUCUGCUCGUGAUCCAGAUCGAUGGCGUCGCAUCCACGGCGGCCUGCGCGCGGAGCACGAGGCUCCCCACCCGAGCCUGGCCACAUCGAGUGCCGCGCCGAGACUGACAGCUGCUAAUGAACCGGCAGGCGUAGUCGACGAUGUCUUGACGUACAUUCUCCUUUCCAUCGCCGUUUCUGGGGGCGAUUUCAAAUCCGAUAGCCACAAGUGGUGGUCCAAAGCUACAAGAUUAGCCUUUUCGCUCAAGAUGAACAGGGAGGAUGAGCAAUGUCCAGGACCACUCUCUCCAUGCGCCAACCCGCUGUGCGCAUGUCGUCGAGAGCAGGAACCACUUACUAUUCAAUCGAUUGAAAAUAGAGAAGAGCGUCGUCGCGUCUUUUGGCUUCUGUAUAGUCUAGACAGACACUUGUCUCUGUCAUUCAACACCAUCCUUAGUAUUCCCGACUCGUACUGCGAGGUCUACACACCCUUACCCGAGUAUGUAUGGGAGAAUCUUGAUUCCGUACCUUUCCAUGAGAUUCCCGCCCGCCAUGUAGGACCGCCGACGCUGGCCUCGGGCACUGGCUUUUUUGAGUCCUUUCUUCCGCUCAUGGCCAUCCUUGGCGACAUAAUUGAGCUUCAUCACCGACGACACCACCCUCGCCUAGGCGGUCUGGAUGACACACACUCCAUCGCGGUCAUCUCUAAACUGCUGGCCGAUUUCGAGCUGAGCUUGGAUAGUCUUGGCCGGGAUCCGCCCUCGCGCGGCUUCAGUGACUCGAUGAUGAGCAUGAAUGGCGGGCUACCCCCCAUGGACACGUCACAACAGUCACAUGGUGACCAUUCUCGCGUUCGUCUCGUUAGGGCAUACAGCACACAUAUUCUACAUGUCUUGCACGUCCUGCUGCAUGGCAAAUGGGAUGCCAUUUCCAUGUUGGACGAUGGCGAUGACUGGAUCACUUCCAAGCGAUUUACAGAGUGUGCCUCGCACGCCAUUUCCGCUUCACAGUCUGUGUCGACGAUUCUGACCAUUGACCCGGAGCUGACCUUUAUGUCAUAUCUCUUUGGCAUUUAUUUGUUGCAAGGAAGCUUUAUUUUGCUGCUCUUUGCGGAUCGCAUGCCGCAGCUGGGGCCGAACGAGUCAGUGGAACAGGCUUGUGAGAACAUAAUUCGCGCGCAUGAAGUUUGCGUCGUUACGCUCACUACAGAGUUUCAGAAAAACUUUCGACGAGUUGUACGGUCCACUCUGUAUUCGGUUCGUGGAGCGGGAACUACGAACCUCGAAGAGCAUCGGGCACGACGUAGAGCCUUAUCACUGUAUCGGUGGACAAAGGGCGCUCGCGGCCUCGGCCUGUAA